CAGCCUCACCUUGUCUCUGCAAGAUCAUAGUCACUGGCAUGGAGCUGCCUACAAAUCCUGUUUCCUGCAGGUCACUAGAGACUGAGCACCCAAAAUCCAUAAAGAGUGUCAAGGCUUCUUCACUCUGUGGACCAUCAAACUCUCCCAUCCGGCCACAGGCAGUCUCCUUUACCUCAGGUCCUUGGGGUGUAGAUGUUAAGUCAAAUGUUCUAUACACGAAGAAGCGGGAGGCCUUCCUUCAAUGGCAAAAUGAACACAGACAGAGAGAGCAGGCAGCUCUCCAGCCUGGGGCCGUUCAGCUCCUUCGGGAGACAGCAUGGUAUGAUCCAACCCAGCCAUCUCAGCAAUUGAAGGACUCUGCUCGUUGGGGCUCUUUCAUAUGGAGGGAUCAGCCUGUCCUUGGUAAAGAAUAUGUUGUAAACAGACACAAGUUUGGAGUCGAGAAGUGAUCGUGUUCAAGUCAUCAUUGUGAACUACAUGUAAAAACACUAAUAAAAACACUAAUAAAUUGUC
This is a messenger RNA of Bufo gargarizans (Asiatic toad), 513 nucleotides long. RefSeq names its product chromosome 1 C19orf71 homolog (gene TEKTIP1). The transcript has 4 exons. NCBI's taxonomy places the organism in Eukaryota, Metazoa, Chordata, Amphibia, Anura, Bufonidae. Bases 39 to 449 code for a protein of 136 amino acids. The record is from RefSeq and is a predicted model, not a curated record.